AUGGAGGGCCAGUGGGGCUCUCGCAAGCUGCCGGCGCGGCACCUGUUGAAGUACUGGGAGGCGCUACCAGCCGCGAGCCUCCAGUACCCCGAGGACGUCCGAUUCCUCCUUGCGUCCUUCCCGAGCCUCUUUGGCACGAGCGUUGGGGCUCAGUUGCAGCGGUGGGCGAAGCAGAGGGGCUGGUUGCUCGUGUGGUCCCUCGGCUUCAACCUGCAGGACGUGGGCGUCGUGAUGGACUUCUCCAUCCUCGGGGCAGACUUCAACCUGACGUCGAACCAGCGUCUCGUGGAUCCGCUGGUGGCUCUCGAGACCACUGCCACCGCCAACCUGUCCCUGACGGGUGCAGCCACGCGCACUUUCCAGGACUACUGGGGCCAGGCCGCCGCGAUGGGAAACUACUCGCCCGACGGCUGGACGCGCGGCAGCAACGCCACCUGGGCCUCGCUGUGGUCGCGGCUGGUGGGGGCGCUGCCGGGCGGACUCCGCCUGCGGCCGCUGCGAGGCGGAGACUGCCCGAGGCUCCCGUCGGAAACAGAGUGCAUCGGCGUCAGCCACGACUCGAAGUGCGUGUGUUACUCGAAGGGGGCUGUAGACUUGGUAGUCCACGUCUGA
Molecule: messenger RNA, 612 nt
Organism: Prorocentrum cordatum
Lineage: Eukaryota; Dinophyceae; Prorocentrales; Prorocentraceae
Source: the annotation of a GenBank genome assembly